UAAAGCUAUAUUUCAUAUGUAGGGCAACUCGUCGUGACACGUUAGCUGCAACAAAGUAGCUCAUUAGCAAAUAAAUGCUAAAUAAGCACAGGACAAGCUCGCCUCAACCCGUUAGCUUGAGCCACACUCGCUAAUACUACUCCGUCAAUGACAACCGAGUAGCCGUAGGAGCAGUUCGCCGUGACGCGUUGACUAUUCCUAGUGAAGUGUGACAAGUGACUUAGAAGCACUUACUCAGCUCAAAUCCAGACUGCGUCGGGACUGCAUUCGGCGACGUAUCCUGACGGUAUGCCUGGGAACAGUUAAGCAGCUAACUAAAGAUAGCCUGAAAAUCGCUGAGGGAGCAAAGUGUAGUUUCUCACGGGAAGAAAGCGAGAAUGAGUAGGAGGGGUUGGUUGGCUGUGUAUAUACUGGGUGGGCGGAGCCUGGGCACGGUGCAACCAGCCUGUCAGGGACAGACAUGAUGUCAUUGGAGCUUCCGUAGUUGGUCACGCCAGGGCGAUUCCCCACAGUGAAACACCAAACGAAGUUAGAAAAAGAACCAACAUUCGUCUGCGUGAGCGUGACCGUCAGAAACCAGCGGUUACAAAUGACUUGUAAAUAAAAGACAGUAGAAAUGAUCGUGUCCGGGUCUAGAAGGAAUACAAGCUUCAUCAAAUGGACUGUUUUCUUUAAGCUGUUGAGUCAGACCUGGUGGUUUUCAGGGAGUUGGCUGAUAAUUUAGCCUGUACUCUCCACAGGCACCUGCCCUCCCGCUGAGGAGUUGCUCACCACAAACGGACCUGUUGGUUUAGGGAAGCCCCUGUUCCACCGACCCGGUGCUGCAGGAUCUGGUGUGGCGGUAAUGAGUGAGGAGCAGAUGACCCGCCCUAUCAAGGCCUUCACCGCUGAGUUUGUUCGCCUGAUGCUAAUGGGUCUGCCAAGCCAAGCCAUGGGUAUAGCCCUGUGCAGCACCCUCUCUGCUCUCGGCCUGGAUGUUGUGGCUCAGGUGGAGGCUAAAGACUUCGGUGCAGAGAUCAAGGUCUCUCUAGAUGAGCUUUGUAAGAAUGCAGUAGAGCAGAACCUAACAUCAGGACGAGUCUCUCAGCUGCUGCUGAACAGAGCCACGGUGCUGGCCUCCUCCUACGACACAGCCUGGAAGAAGCUCGACCUGCUGAGGAGGUUGGACAUAAACCUGGAGGCUGCCAAGGCCAGUCUGCAGAGGAGCCAGUUGCAUACUGCUAUGUUUCAGUGGCAGCAUGAGGAUGUCCUGGGCCCCAGUAAUCAGCCGUUAAGUGUCAACGUUCCUCCUCGCUCUGUGAUCCUCAGCAACAUGAAGAAGAAGCUGUACAAGUUGAGUCAGGACGAAGGAGCCAUUAUUGCUGUUCAGGAGAAGCUAGCAUCUCUUGAGGCUAGCAUUGAGCAGCGUCUUAAAUGGGCCGGUGGAGCAAACCCAGCACUGGCGCCCGUCCUGCAGGACUUUGAGAUGACCAUCAGAGACCGUCGAGCCACAGUGGCUCGAGACAAUCAGCGCACCAACCAGGUCACCUUCUUGUGCUCCACCAUUCUUAACUUUGAAGGUCUUCGGACCCGAUGCCCCGAUGCUCUCAGCAUGGAUGCAGCCCUGUUUGACCUGCUUAAACGCUGCCAGCAAACAUGCUCCUAUGCUGCCCAGUUUAGCAGCACAGUGUCUCCACUGGAGCUCCGGCUGCUCCACAGGCUGGGUCCUGUGGCAGACAUGCCAAUUGGCAGUCCGGACUGGCUGAACUGUUCUCAGAGACAGCUGGAGGAAGAGCUGAGUCUGGAACGGAGAACUCAGGAGGAUCGGGAGCAGCACCUGGAGGCCUGUGGAGAGACGCUGCAGCUGCUGGUCGACACCAUUAAAACAAUUCUCUCAAACCACAACCGCUUACUGGCUGAUGUCAAACACCUGCUGAGGGCCAUGUCAAAGGAUGAGGAGGCAGCGCUGGCAGAUGGUGAAGAGGUGGCAUACGAGGGCAGCGUACGUCAUUUCCUGUUUGAGUACAAAGCCUGGCAGGACAAUAUCCAGCUGGUCCUCUUCACGGUGGUCCAAACCAGCGGGCAGCAUCGCAACCAAGAGCAGCUUGAUCUGCUGGAGGAGAUCCCCGCUACCCUAAAGGAGCUGCACACACAGAGUCAGAGCGUUUACAAUGGUCUGGUGGGCUUUGCCUCCCCCCUGGUGACUGACAGAGACACGGAGUGUUCCAGCCCAGUUUCCACUGCUCAGGCCAGCUUUGCAGCAGCCGUGAGAUGCAGUGGGGUGAAGACCCAGCCGGACUCGAUGUCCCAGAAUGCACGCAAAGUGCUUCCACGUAACCUGGGAACCCCCACCGAUACCCCCCCGAGCACUUUGCUGAUGAACAGCAAAGGCCUGAACCCCAGUCCAAAGAGGGCUAUACGAGACCCCAAAACUGGACGAGCUGUCCAGGAGAGAAACUCGUAUGCUGUCAGUGUGUGGAAAAGAGUGAAAGCCAAGCUGGAGGGCAGAGACAUCGAUCCCAACAGGAGGAUGAGUGUCACUGAGCAGGUGGACUUUGUCAUCAAAGAGGCAACCAACAUGGACAACCUGGCCCAGCUGUACGAGGGCUGGACCGCUUGGGUGUGAGCUCUAUGCUGCUUCAUGUCUUUGGUCCAGAGAAGGCUUGGAGAUCCACCAGAGUCCUACGGGACUGGGGUGACGGAACAGCUGUACCGGGCCACCCGAGGGGGAGGAAGUGGGAGGCAGAUGCUUAGUCCGCCCUCCUAAACUCCUGGGCAUCCAAACUGGGGCAGCGACCUCGUAGCAUCGUUGCAUCCACACCCCCGCAACCACUGGCGACCAGGCUCACACGGUGCUUAGUGGGCCUGCAGAACCACUUUCCUUUCAGGGGUUUGGUGAGCAAAAACUGGUACCAGAAGGGGGAGGGGGGAAGGAGGGGUAAGGCCUCCUCACCCUCUACUGAAAUGCCUUCCCCCCUCACCUGCAUAUCUCACUAUUGUACCUAUAAACAUCCUACAGUGCCCAUCAGACAGCCACGUGAGGGCAGGCUGGAGCAGAAGUGGGCCAGUUCCCUCUGAAGCAUAUGUGGGGGGGACAUGAUCUGGGUCCAUUUCAGAUGGACAGAACAUCUCCACGGCCACUUUUUUUCUCUGAAAUAAUUUUCCUCAGUUGGUGAAUCUGAUUGGCUGGUGGAUGACCUGGUUUGGUAUGAAAACGGUUUGAACAGGAUUCUUUAGGCGCCACAAACACCCUGACCCCUGUGUCCUCUCUCCUGACCCCUGUGUCCUCUCUCC
Nothobranchius furzeri (turquoise killifish) is the source of this 3273-nucleotide messenger RNA. NCBI's taxonomy places the organism in Eukaryota, Metazoa, Chordata, Actinopteri, Cyprinodontiformes, Nothobranchiidae. The record is from RefSeq and is a predicted model, not a curated record.